This is a messenger RNA of Pomacea canaliculata, 1396 nucleotides long. RefSeq names its product ER membrane protein complex subunit 2-like. Gene Ontology annotation, molecular function: protein binding. Gene Ontology annotation, biological process: protein folding in endoplasmic reticulum. The transcript is spliced from 10 exons. Gene Ontology annotation, cellular component: EMC complex. Bases 58 to 936 code for a protein of 292 amino acids. The record is from RefSeq and is a predicted model, not a curated record. Lineage: Eukaryota; Metazoa; Mollusca; Gastropoda; Architaenioglossa; Ampullariidae.
UAGUAACUGCGCAUGCCCGUGACUUAAGGAAGUCUCGCGAAAAGCGAGAAGUAAAAGAUGGCGCAGCACAUUAGCUGGGAAGAGGCUCGCAACAUCUUGAGGAAACUUCGAGAUGAUCAAGUGCGAGAUGGAGACAUAGUGGUCAAACUCUGGGAGGAUGUUCUGAUGGAUGCUAGUCACAAGCUGGGAAAUGAGUUGUGGAGUGUCUAUGAACAAGUGUGUGUUGCAGCACUGGAUUGCCAGCGCUUAGACAUUGCUGAGACUUGCAUCGAAGCACUUAAUGCAAAAUUUCCCAACAGUGUACGGGUGAAGCGAUUGGAAGGAUUGCUUCUGGAAGCAGAAUCAAAAUAUGAGAGGGCAACAGAACUCUACAAUGCUAUUCUGGAAAAGGAUGAUGCCAACAUGUUUGCAAGAAAGAGGCUGGUUGCUAUCUUAAAGUCACAGAAAAAAAUAUCCGAUGCUAUUGACAAGCUAAAUGAUUAUCUUAAAAAAUUCAUGACUGAUUACGAAGCUUGGACAGAGCUGUGUGACUUGUACCUGUCCGUGUAUGAUUAUAGUAAUGCUUCAUUUUGCAUGGAAGAACUUAUUAUGUCAAAUCCACACAAUCAUCUCUUCCAUCAAAAAUAUGCAGAUAUCAAAUAUACCGUUGGUGGUACAGAGAACAUGGAGUUAGCCAGGACAUACUAUGCACAAGCUGUAAAACUAUCACCAAACAAUGUUCGAGCGCUGUACGGGCUUUUCUUGUCUUCAACUAAUCUGGCCAUGAGCUCAGGAAAAGGUGCCAAGGAUAAACAGCUCAAUGGAAAAUAUGCAGCUUGGGCAGCAGAUCAAAUUCGAAUUAAAUACAAGACACAACAGUCUGAAGAACAGAUGCGGGAAACCAAAGUUAUGGAGUCUAUAGAGAAGUUGCUAGAAUCUUUGCAAGCAGUUGGGUAGAUAUCUGGUGGGUUUUUUUUUUUUUUUUUUACUUUAUUUUGAUGGAUGUUCCAUCUUUAAUAUCCUUCCAAGAUAGUUACUACCAAUUUACUGACAAGCAAGAUCUGGUCUAGUGCACAUUUUCAAUUCAAAUAAUUUGUUGAUUUUCCAUGCACUUUCUGUUUUCCUUUACUGAAGCACAGGCUUCUUUCUCUUGGUAUCUCAGAAUUCUUUGAUAAAUUAAAAGCAUAAACAGUAUGCAUUCAUGUGUAUUUGUACAUGAUAAUUGUUGCUAGUCACAACUGUUGAGUGUAAGUGCAGAAUUUCUACAAUAUGUCCUUCAAUACAUAUAUUAGAAAAGAUAUUUAUAAUCAACUGUAAAUUGAUUGCUUUAAACCUGUUUUAAUAUAAAAUAUUUGUGAAAUAUGUACAUGUUCUCUAAAGUUUUUAGGCUGUUAAUAAAGUGCAGAUUUCUUUGUUG